CUGUGACCAAAUAAAAUAAUUUCCAUUUUUAAAGUAAUAAAAGAAAGAGUCAAAGAGUUUAUCAGUAAAAGCACAUGUCAGCCCUGUUCAUGGUAAAAGGGGAAUUAAGUGUAAGUAAAAAUGUUGACAAUUCUUCUCUGUGUCAGUGGUCUGGGGGCUUGAUCUCCUGUUGAAUGUAUUUAUGUGUAUUGUGUUAUCUGAUUCUAACAACAGGCAUUCUUAUUAGCUCACUUUUCAGAGGUGGAAACCAAGGAUUUGAAGUAACUUCUUCCAUGAGCCAUAACUAAAUAGAAGAGCUUGGAUUUGAACCCAAGCCUGUAUGAGUCUGGAGUUGAUGUUCUUACUUAUUUCAGUGCAUUGUCUCCCUUACUUUUGUCUUGGGCUAAACUGACCACUGUUGAAUCCUACAUCUGUUGUAGAGUGAUAACCUCCACUAAAGCCUUCUGUGACAGAGUUUUUUUUGUUGUGACAUAUCAGACAACAAAAAAGGGAAAUUGGCUGCAAACACUCAGGCUACAAACAAACCAAAAUCCAAAGAAGGAUAAUCAGUAAGUGCUUUUUAUACAAUUUUAACAGGUGCUGAUUCAUUAUGAGCAAUAGUGAUUCAAGGGGUUCUUCACAGCCAUUGGUAUAAUUGCCUACAAGAAAAUUACUUAGAUACUAUCUUUGGUUUUAGGAAAUACAAAGAACUAAGACCAUGAUUGGGUGAGCUUUUCUUGUUUAUCUUUUCUAACAGUUUGGUCUAUUGGCUCAGGGGUCCGGGGUCUGUCAUAUGAUAAUUGCUGUCUGUGAUGUGGGCUAUGUGUGAUAUUGGGUAGAUCUCUAACUUGCUUCCUGAGGUAAAUUGUCACUUAGUUUAGUUUUGGUAGGCACUUCCACAGUCCAUCCAACAAGUUAAAGCACUCAGUCCUACCCCUUUGAUACAGUUUCUUAGUGUCUGAAUCCCUAUGGAUCCUGAGAAAUAAAUUGACCUGUUGUGGUUAUGGCCUUCUGUGGUUAGGUUAACCCUUUAUUCUAUUGAUAAUCUUUAUAUUUUAAUAUAUGUUUGUUGACAGACCCAAUGACCCUUUUGGGUUGGUUUUAUGUUUUUAUUUUGUUUGUUUCUGGGUAACAGCUUGCAGCUAGAUAUGGAGUUAACAGUGCUGGCACAAUUUAGGAUUGCCUAGGUCCCUGGGAACAUAAGGAAAAUGGUUGUUUAAAAGCAAACAGAGGACAUCGAUCUGUAAAAUUGUGUAUUCAUUAGUUUUAUUUGUCAAUUCUAAGUGGCAUUCAACAAAAUCUGUUUACUGAUAUAAGCCCCACAAGUAUUUUAUUCAUCUCUUUUGCAAACAUAUAAUUAUGUAAAUGAUUUGAAUGAUAAAUUUCUAUUAUAGGUACAAACAAGGACACGCUCAUCCUUCAAUGCUGUGUCUACCUAUGGAAAAUGAAGUCAGAAGUUGAAAUAAUUAUCUGGUUGAAUCGUGGAAAUGCUUUCUAUGGGGAAAGCAGCUGGUUUAUUGAGUGAGAUAAUAAUAACCACAGUUUGCAACAGUUCUUUGGGAUAACCAACACUUUCACAUUUACAAAAUUGGCCCUUAUCGUAGUCUUGGCAGAUGCUUUGGGAAGCAAUGUAUUUACUAUUUUACAAUAACAUUAUAUAAUUUUGGAAUGAAUAUACCUUGAGGAGUUGCGCUUGAUCAUGUUAGGUCACGUUGUAUAAACAAUUGGUUAAGAAUUAGAAAAGUCUUAAGACUGGCUUAUGUUGAAUAUAUUGUUUCUAUUCUUCACUUCCAUGGUUGUUGCCCUUUGUACAUGUAUUUGAUAUUUAUUUAUAUGGUAGGGCCAUUACAUUCUGAUCAUAAAUCAUGUGGAAUUUCUUUUCCCUGAGGUGCCUAAUUUAAACAUGAACAAAUGAAUCAGAAGGUUUUUAACCUUGAGAUCUGUGCGGAGACUAUACAAAGGCCAUCCUUGCUCUGAAGUUCUCCCCGAAAAGAAACAUUCUCACUGCUUGUUAUUGAUCCAGUGCAAUGGACUUUGACUUUGGAGGCAGAAAAUCCCAGAUAUACCUUUUGUUAAUUUUUUAACUUAACCUCCCAAAUUAAGGUUAUUAAGGGUAAUAAAAUCUAAUAUGGACUGUAUCCUAGAAACUAGGCACUGAGCAAUUGCUUUCCUUGCGUUAUUUCACUUAGUCAACAACACAACAUUUUAAAGUAGGUAUUAUUAUUUUUGUCAGUUUCAGUUUUCAUUUUAAAAUGCUGAAUUAAAAAAAACACAAUAUAUACUCAUUUUCUUUAAGCAUACAGUUAGGCACUUUUUCCAUUGGUCUUUAUUUUUUAUACGGAAUGAAGUACUUCAUCUUAAAGGCCCCAUUCAGCUCAAACUUUUAAAGAAACUUUUGGGGGAGUGGGCAUGGCUUCCAAAUGUCUCUUAAAAUACAUGUUAGCUAUUCUUUUAUUUGUAGGUAAGGCAGUCUCCUGGAGAGACUGCAAGUCAUCCUGGUUCCCAUGCCCUGUCAAUGGGAGGCAUAACUAAUACAUUAUAGUCCUCCUUUCCUCAGAUCUUGGAUGUGCUUCAGAAUCCUCCUCAACAUUUCACUCUAGGUAGCCACUCCUAACAAGUCAAAACUGGCACCCACUUUAAAAACUAUUUGUCAUCCCUACCACACGUGAAUGUUUCCAUUCCCACAUAUUGAAACUCUGGCUGUUUUAAAGAGUUUAACCUCAGCUCUGGUUCAUAGCUCAAGAAAUUUCUUUUUUUGUAUUUUUAACAGCAACAAAGGACUUAAAAUAAUUUUGCUUAUGGAUUCACCAAUACUUUGAUGACUAUGCUAAUAUCAUAUACUCGUUUGAGACAAACAUCUUUCUUAUAAUUUCAGAUUCUACACGGUCACUGUUAGCUUCCACCUUUUCCUCUGAAAUAUGCAAAACCAAAGCUUUAUAACUGAGUUCGUCCUCUUGGGUCUUUCAUGGAAUCCAAGUGUUCAAAAAAUUGAAUUUGUUGUAUUUUUGUUUUGCUACAUGGCAACUGUUGGGGCCAAUUUGCUAGUUGUGGUGACCAUUGUCAAAAGCCCGACACUCCUGGGAUCCCCCAUGUACUUCUUUCUGGCCUUCCUGUCCUUCCUGGAUGCCUGCUAUUCCUCUGCAUUUGCACCAAAGAUGAUUGUGAACUCUCUCUAUGAGAAGAAAACCAUCUCCUUCAAGGGCUGUAUGACCCAGCUCUUUGCUGAGCACUUCUUUGCUGGAGUGGAGGUGAUUAUCUUCACCGCCCUGGCCUACGACCGCUAUGUGGCCAUUUGCAAGCCAUUGCACUACCCCUUUAUCAUGAACUGGAGGCUCUGUGGUAUCCUGAUGGGGGUAGCCUGGACGGGUGGCUUCUUACGUUCUGUGAUACAAAUUGUCUUUAUUUUCCAGCUGCCCUUCUGUGGCCCCAAUGUUAUUGAUCACUUCCUAUGUGAUUUGUACCCAUUAUUGAAGCUUGCCUGUACUGACACUCACAUCCUUAGCUUUUUGGUUGUUGACAGUAGUGGGUUUAUCUGCAUCAUAAUCUUCUCCUUGUUGCUCAUCUCCUAUUGUGUCAUCUUGCUCUCGCUAAGAACUCAUAGCUCUGAAGGACGGCUGAAAGCUCUCUCCACCUGUGGAUCUCACAUUGCUGUUGUGGUUUUAUUCGUUGUCCCAUGCAUAAUUGUGUAUGCCCGACCUCCAUCUGCUUUCUCCUUCGACAAGAUGGUGGCCAUAGUCUACACCUUCGUAACUUCCUUGCUCAAUCCUUUGAUUUAUACUUUCCGGAAUAAGGAAGUGAAAAAUGCCAUGAGGAAAUUGUGGGCCAGAUUGGUGGUGGUUUCUGAUGAAAAAUAAAACAUUAAACUUAAAAAAAUUAAAUUUCAAGAGGAAAGAAAUCAAAAUGGGCUUGACCAAAUACUUUAUAGGGGCUGGAAACUGUAUUGCUGACAGUAAUGUAAUGCAACAGAAAAAUACUAAUGGGUAGGUCAGGAAAUGCUAUUUGCACCCUCGGGUCACUCAUAUCUUGGAGUUGGCAGCUCAGUAUCGUCUUAGGGAAUCUGAGGAGAGUUGAAUUUUAUGUUUGUUUAGAAUAUAAUAAUGAAAAGAAUUCACUAAAAGACAGGAAUCAGAUUAUUAAGCUUCUUGCCAUUCAAACCAUACUUUGAAAAACUUUUAUGGAAAGAAGGAAAAAAAAUCUUUGAUAUCAGGAAUAGGAACUUCCUGAAGCUAUUUUAACUGAAAAAAAAAGUUUACUUGUAGAGUACUGAUCCUAGUUGAGCAGCCCUGGUGGCACUGUAAGUAAGCCCUCGGCUGCUGAUGUAAGGAGUGUUUGUUCGAAACCAUCUCCUGCUCUACAGCCGAAAGAUGUGGCAGUCUGCUUUCCUUAUAAAGAUCACAAAUCUGGAAACCUUUCCAGUCACAAUUCAAGGGAUGGCAAUGUUUGUUUGUUUGUUUAAGGCACAUUUCUUCCUAGCUAAAAGACAUUUCCCAGCAUCCAAUGUAGUUAGGUGUGGCCACGUGAUGAAUUAAGGCCAAUAAAAUAUAAAUGAAGGUGGUAUAUUAAAUGAUAAUUCUGUGAAUGUGGAAUCGUUGUGGGAAUUCAGGCAGCCAUUUUGGACCAUGAGGAUGUGUGUUAAGGUUAGCGGAAAAGCAACACUGAAGGAUUCCAUAUCCCUAACAUAGAGUUGUAAUACCAGCCCCAUACUACUUGGCUCAAACUUCAUUUAUGUAAGAGAGAACUAAAUUUCCAACUUGUUUAAGUCACUGCUAAAAAAUAAAGUAAUAUCAGAAUCUAUAUCAUCUAUUACAUUUAUGAACUGUUCUUUAAUGCUGUGAUAUUCCCUGUUAAUUAGUUCUCACAAAUUUCGUAUCAUUCUGUGGGAUCCCCAAAUUAGUUCACGUUAAAUAGACUUUACUCGUUAAGCAUGUUAUUUAACAGCUCAAUGUCUGACU
Loxodonta africana (African savanna elephant) is the source of this 4931-nucleotide messenger RNA. Its product is annotated as olfactory receptor 4C15-like. Gene Ontology annotation, cellular component: plasma membrane. The record is from RefSeq and is a predicted model, not a curated record. Lineage: Eukaryota; Metazoa; Chordata; Mammalia; Proboscidea; Elephantidae. The transcript has a single exon. Gene Ontology annotation, biological process: G protein-coupled receptor signaling pathway. Gene Ontology annotation, molecular function: olfactory receptor activity; G protein-coupled receptor activity. Bases 2898 to 3833 code for a protein of 311 amino acids.